UCGAUUGUCGUGUAUAUUCAAAGUGUGUUGUGGGCUUAAACAGAAAUAUAAAACAUUUGCGAGUUUAAAGUUUAGUACAUUGAUUAUUGCAAUCACUUAAAACUGUGUGUGUGGGUUUAUGCAACAUAUUCUGGUUUUGAUAACAUUGAUUGUAUUUUAUUCAAAUAGUCAUAAUAUUAGUGAAUACCUUACUUUUUAAACAAAUAACAGUUAACAACACAUAUUGAAAAUGGCAACUUUCGUCGGUUCAACUCAUAAAGGUGAAGAUUUAGUGAAGGAGUAUUCUUGUGGCGCUUGCGAAAGUAAAAAUAUCAUACAAAGUGCUGACGUUUUCUGUGAACCAUGUUUGAAGUGUUUUUGCAAAAACUGCCUGCAUUAUCAUGAUCAAAUAUUUGUAAACCAUUUGACAUAUGGAAGAGGAGAAACGAAUAAAUGGCCCCCAGCAAAAACAAUGGUGGAAUUGUUUCUGAAAUGUGAUAGUCACAACAAGAAACUGAAAUUGUUCUGCCAGGACCACAGUCAACUGUGCUGCUCUGAUUGUGUUUUACUGAAUCACAGGCAAUGUACAAAUCUGGCUCUUAUUUCCGAAUUAGACAAAAGGCUGUCAGUGGAUAUGAAGCAGAUGUCAAACAAAAUUCAGACAAUUCUUGCUGAACUAAAUAAGUGUAAGAAAACACAAGAGGGCACUAUCCUGUCCGUGGAGGGAUCAUACAGUGAAAGACUUCAAGAAAUUACAGAGAUGCGUAAAAAAUUAAAUGCUGCUUUGGAUAAACUAGAAAAUGCAACUUUGAAAGAACUGGAAGAAAUUAGGACCAAAUUGCAAACCGCUCUAAAGAAAGAUGUUGACAACUGCAGCAGACUGAAGGAUGAACUUCAUCGACUAGGUGAAGCUGUAAAAGGCAUUGGUGAUCAGAGCAAAACUGAAAUUGAGUUCAUAGCGGGUAGGAAAUGCCUGGACAAAAUACAAGAGUCCGUAUCAUAUCUGAAGGAAAACCCAGUUAAGGUUCAGACAUCAACAAUAUUCAAGGCAAACACUGAGAUUUUGCAGUACCUGUCUAAACAGUCUGGUUUAGGGAGGACUGUAGACAGUAAGCAGUCUCCCAAAAAGGUGAUGAAUCCAGACCAGGUAUUGACUCUGAAAAGGACGUUUGAGUAUAAUGUGAAAAUAUUAAGUGACAAACGUCAGACUUGCUACAUCUUGGGCAUUUGCAGCCUGCCCAGUGGUCAGACUAUUAUUGCAGAUUAUAAUAAUAAGAGACUGAAGAUGUUGGACAAGGAUUACAAUGUGUCCAGUCAUUGUGAUUUGGAUUGUUAUCCACAAGACAUUUUCCAAAUUACACAAAAUAUGGUAGCUGUAACUGAUAAUAAUAAGGUGCAAUUUAUCCCUGUUGAAAAUGGGAAGCUGGUGAGUGGGCAUGCUGGGAGGUCUAUGUUUGAGUUACGGCAUGCUGCUCUUGGCAUUUCCUGCCAUAACAGAGAAUUGUAUAUCACCUCUGGCACCGCCCUCUACCUCUACACGUGGUCAAUGAAUGUUAUCAAAAUGCUUUAUGAGGAUACAGGGGGUGGCAUAACAGUUUACAAAUGUGCAUUGAGUCCUGACGGUGACUGGAUCUAUGUCACCAACUUUUCCCAGCAUACGCUCACCACAUUGGCCACAGAUGGCACCGUGAUAUCCACAUUCACAGACCCUGAACUACAGGGACCAAAAGCUGUGCACGUUACACCUACAGGACAACUCCUUGUCUGUACAUUCAAUUCCCACACUGUCAUACAGGUGGAUCAUGAGGAAAGAAAGAAAAUUGCAACGCUAGCUUCACAGAAAGAGGGAGUGAGCUACCCAGUGUCUGUCUGCUACAACACCAAUAGUCACCAGAUCAUUGUCGGAGCAUAUGCUAGCAAUAAUAUCAGUGUCAUGGACUUGCAGUAGCUCUUCCAGUGGAACAAAACAUAGAUAUAAACAUAGGUAUAUAUGUAAUUUCCAUUGUUUCAUUGAAAGGAACAUUAAGUCAUUAGAAUUUAUAUCUGGGUCAUGCAAAAACAUAUUCAUACAGUUGAUCGUCUAUAAUUUAAAAUUAAAUGUAAAAUGCCGACUUCAUUACGAAAAAUGCUAGUUUAUAAAUGUAUAUAUUCUAAAACGAUUGGAAUCACCAAAAGCAAUCGCAAAACAUAUUAUGAUACUAAAAACGAUGAUCUUGUUUUGCGUUAACCGCUCGGGUAUUUCUGCCACCUACUCUGGUGGUGACGUCAUUUUUACACAACGCGCAUGACAAGGAAACUCGUCCAUUGUUAUUACGGAUUGGAGCUUGAACACUUUGCGCUUAACGUUAAAUUUGAAUUCAAUAGCGUGUUAUUUUGUUAAUUGUUCAUUAAGUUUUAUUUAAAGCGUUUGUUGAUUUUUUUCCAUGACAAACGUUAUUCGUCAGAGUUCAGUGUGUUGCUUUCGGGUGCAUGGAGCGUCCGGACAAAACAUCGAACUACACGCACCGGAUUGCAUAACUCAACAUGCUUGUUAUGUUUUCUGUAAUUGCGAGACAAUAUUCUAAAUGUAUUGAUAUUAAUAGAAACACGGAAACGCAUUACUGUUAUGCCUUUGUGUAGAUCACAUAUACGGAUUAUUUAAAAUCCACUAUUUUUCAUUAACAUGUACGCAUCAAUGGUUUUGUAACAAAAACACGUUGUUUGAACAGCUAUAAAAAAGGACAAAUACCUUUCAACUUAUAAAUAACUCAAGUUAUGGUCUGUGUCACCAUACAAAAAUUUAAAGUAUCAAAAAUACUAUGUGUGUUUAUCAAUUAUAUUUCCUCAUCUUUUAAGAAAUUAUGAGAGGAUAAAAAUAUAACUAUGUAAACUUAGUUAUACGGAUAUUUAACCCAAAUAAUUGACCGUUUUCUACACUGUCUAGAUACAGACAAUUUUUUAAACGGAAAUUAGAAUAUAAUUAAUAAAAUUAAUAUUGUUUGCUAACAUUAUUUGUUAUGUUAUAUUGAAAUAUUCACAAUAAAAUAUAAUAUGAUCAUGUUUUGUGCAUGGAUCAUACUUAUUGGUAUUAAAUAUCCACCGCCAUAGACGGAGGGAUAUUGUUUUGCGUUGUCAGUCCGUCCGUAUUUCCGUCCUUCCGUCCGUCCGGCACUUUUGUUUCCGGAGCCAUAUCUUGGAAGUGCUUUGGCGGAUUUAAUUGAAACCUGGUAUAAGUAUAUAUAUGGAUAAGAGGAUGAUGCACACCCAAUGACAUUGUACACCAUUUGUUAAUAACGAAGUUAUAGCCCUUUGUAUCUUGAAAAAAUGCGUUUUUGUGCCCAGAGCCAUAUCUUGGAAGUGCUUCGGCGGAUUUCAUUGAAACUGGGUAUGAGUAUAUAUAUGGAUAAGAGGAUGAUGCACGCCAAAUGGCAUUGUACACUAUUGAAUAAUUACGGAGUUAUGGCCCUUUGUAUCUUGAAAAAUUAAUUGCUUUUGUGUGUGUGUGUCCGGAGCCAUAUCUUGGAAGUGCUUUGACGGAUUUCAUUGAAACUCGGUAUGAGUAUAUAUAUGGAUAAGAGGAUGAUGCACGUUGUCGAAUGUCCAUCUGUCCAGAAAACUUUUGUGUCCAGAAGUAUAUUGGCGGGGGAUAUCAACUCGACAAAUUUGCUUGUUUAAUAAAAAACUUAACAGCUUUGCAUUUUUGAUUAUUGAUUAUUAUCUGGAUUAAAUUUUAUAUCACAAAGAGAAUGA
Dreissena polymorpha is the source of this 3708-nucleotide messenger RNA. RefSeq lists its product as uncharacterized. Gene Ontology annotation, molecular function: protein binding; zinc ion binding. NCBI's taxonomy places the organism in Eukaryota, Metazoa, Mollusca, Bivalvia, Myida, Dreissenidae. Bases 230 to 1927 code for a protein of 565 amino acids. The record is from RefSeq and is a predicted model, not a curated record. The transcript is spliced from 3 exons.